CCGCAGCGAGAUGCAAAAAGCCUUAUCUGCUUGCAUUUGACGUGCGAUGCCGGCUCCUCAGUAGAAUGCAAACCCUUGCACAGGAUGAAAACAGGUCAUUCUUCCAGAAUGCCAGAGGAAAGUUCGCCAAAGCGGAGUCCUCAAAACAUCCCAUAUAAGGACCUGCCCCAUAUCAUCAAUGCUGAUGGGCAGUAUCUCUUCUGCAGGUAUUGGAAGCCAGCAGCAACUCCCAGGGCCCUCGUGUUUAUCGCUCAUGGCGCUGGGGAACACUGCGGUCGCUAUGAUGACUUGGCCCAGAGGCUGACAGGACUUAACUUGUUUGUUUUUGCCCAUGACCAUGUUGGUCAUGGGCAGAGCGAGGGUGAUCGUAUGGUUGUCUCAGAUUUCCACGUCUUCAUCAGGGACAGCUUGCAGCAUAUUGAUCUCAUGAAGAAAGAGCACCCUGAGCUGCCCAUUCUCAUUCUGGGGCACUCCAUGGGGGGAGCCAUCUCCAUCCUGACAGCUAGUGAGAGACCCAGCGAGUUUUCGGGCAUGCUGUUAAUCUCUCCUUUAGUGGUAGCCAGCCCAGAAGUCGCCACUCCCAUCAAGGUUUUUGCAGCGAAAGUGCUCAACUUUGUUCUCCCAAACCUGUCACUGGGAUCGAUAGAUCCAAAUGCAAUUUCCCGGAACAAGAAGGAGAUGGAAUCUUACACAUCCGAUCCCUUGGUGUACCAUGGUGGCAUGAAGGUCUCCUUUGUCAUCCAGCUGAUGAAUGCCAUUGCCAGAAUUGAGCGAGCUCUGCCCAAGCUGACUUUGCCCAUCCUGGUGCUACACGGCGAUAUCAAAGGAUCCUAUUUACUGAUGGAUACAGUGCAGAGUCAGGACAAAACACUCAAGGUGUAUGAGGAAGCCUAUCAUGCUCUCCACAAAGAGCUGCCUGAGGUGUCUACCUCUGUCUUCACAGAAAUACUAACAUGGAUUGGCCAGAAGGUCUCAGCAGCUGGGGAAACCAGCCAUACUUAA
Messenger RNA from Balearica regulorum gibbericeps (East African grey crowned-crane), 1002 nucleotides. It is a transcript of the gene MGLL, whose product is annotated as monoglyceride lipase. NCBI's taxonomy places the organism in Eukaryota, Metazoa, Chordata, Aves, Gruiformes, Gruidae. The record is from RefSeq and is a predicted model, not a curated record.